AUGGGACCGCGAAAGCGCAGCCGCUCGGAAGCCAUCGAUGUCUCUGAAGAGCAGAGCAACGAAGCACCCGGUCUGCUUCAGCGCCUUCGGAGUAGCUGGCAAUUUGCUAAUGUUAUGCAAUACAUCCACAUAUUUGGCAAGCUCAUGAAGAUUGACGAGGACUUCGGCAUCGAGGAUCUCGAGGAUGAGUGCCUCAAGCCCGAACCUUCCUACGAGUUGCUCGAAAUCGGACUGUGCUUGCUCAAAUGGGUGUCGUCGCACCGUGGCUUAACAUUUGAGAAUUUCGACGAGUACACUAGACGCCAAUACAAUGCGAAAGCUCCGCAUCUGACCAACCCGUUCGGCUAUGAAGACAUGCCCCUUCGGUUUUUGGACUUUGAUAUCUUCACCAAACUCAGUGUCUUGCAGCAGUUGUCUGUGUGGACUUUUUGGAACCCGGAUCGCAUCCGUGAAAAAAUGCCCGAGAAGAAGGAUUCGGAGCAGUUGGAGUGGCGCAUUGAAGAAUUUGGGUAUGACCAUGACGGGCGAUCCUACUAUGUCCUUGACGACAACCGACUUUAUCGCCGAACAGACCCUCCUAUCCCUGCGCCGCAACGACCUAAGAAAAAGCCAAAAUCCAGAACCUCACGUGGAUCCCGUGCUUCGAAGCGAUUCUCCGCCGCGGGUGCCGAUGAGCAGUCCGAAACGGAGCAGCUUAAUGGGAAUGAGGUCGACGUCUUCCCUAACUUCAAAUGGGAAUGCGUCGCCGUGACCCUUCCCGAAUACAACGCAUUCCUGGAUACCAUUCGCAAAAGUAAGGAUGCGGAUGACAAGUAUUUGCGCAGUCAAAUUGAGGAGCACAUUCUCCCCUUGCUGGAGAAGGCAGAGGAGGCUCAACAACGCAAACGGAUCAAGCGAGAGAAGGAGCUGCAGCAAAUGCAAAUGCUUGCUGGGGCCAAGCGAUCUAGCCGACUGGCUGCCAAGGAAGAAAAAGAGCGUGCUGAUCGCGAAGCCGCCGAGGCAGCUCGCAAGAGGGAAGCUGACUUGGCCGAGGCUCGAAAGGAGCAGGCUCGGCAGAAGCAGAUGGAACAUGAGCGCAAGUCCAGAAUGAUGACUCGCGAGCAACGGAUCAAAGAUCGCGAGCACAAGCGCAUCUUGCAUGAGGCCGAACUCGAGCGCCUGGCCACCGAACAGGAGAAGCUCGAGCGUGGGGAGGGUCGAGUCUCUGCUCGGCACCUCAAGGCGGAGAUGGAGCGGUCGCAGAAGAACCUGGCAGCCCUCACCGAGGAAGAUGAGUGGAUCUUUGACUGUUCAGGUUGCGGUAUCCACGGCGAGAACCUGGACGACGGAAGCCACAGCGUCGCAUGCGAGAAAUGUAACGUGUGGCAACACAGUAACUGCCUUGGAAUUAAGAAGGAAGAUGCCGAAAAGGACGACUUCCAUUUCAUCUGCGCCGACUGCAAGCAGAAAGAAGAGGAAGCUAAUCGGCCCAAACUUCCACCCUUGAAGUUCCGAGUCAGCACGACCCCUUCGCCGUCGGGGACAAUGAAAGAGACCCGACCGGAGGAGGAACGGCAGAUAAUGUCUUCCCCAACGAAACAAAGCCACGAUGCUUUGUCUCGGAUUCAAGAUGAAUCACAUGGAAGGCUUGAUUCUCAGCCUGGUCUCCCCUCGCUUUCAGCUCAGAAUCCAUCCUUCAUGCAGGGACAGCAACAAUUCCACAUCCCCUCCUCGCCUCAACGUCUCCCCCGGCCUAGAGCUGACUCUAAUCUACCCUCAUCGAGCCCUCCACGGCCACCCUUCUCGCCCUCAAAGGGUUCCAACGGAUCUGCUCAGUUGUCACCCAUCAAAUCCUCUCUCUUCGAAACUGGCUCUGGCUCGCAUGCCUUGCCCCCGAUGCAGCCCGGGCAUCAUCUUCCCUCUCUUGGGUCUUUCCAGUCCGGUCGGCCCUCGUCUUCCCCGUCUGGAUAUGGUCCGGCGACAAAUCAUCCGUCGAUGUCUCCCUCGCAGGGAAACCACGAUGUAGGGCCUCUCGCGGGUGUUCCGUCGGGCAGCUUGGCAACUGGGCCUGGACAGCGGUCGUCGUUCGACAGCUACGCCACGCCCCGACCGCAAUCUGGGUAUGGUGGUGGAAACCACGCCAUGUCCAGCAAUUACCCUUCGUUCUCGUCCACGGCCACUCCAAACGGGAACAAUUCUUCUCCUCCUCGUAGCUCGCAUGGGAUGGGCAUGUCCGGAAUCAGCCCAACCAAGCAAUCUCCUCGGCCCAUCACUGCAGGCGGGAUGGCCGGGGCACCUGUGCUGCCUCCGAUCCGCAGGUUAGAGCCGAGCCCCAAAUUGAUGGGCCGAAGCUCGCCCGACGCGCCCAUCCCAGCUCCCAUUAAGUGCAUGACACCCGAGCAGGAGGAGCGUCGUCAACGAGAAAAUGCUGCCUUUGGCCAUGGACAAGCAUUUUCGGUCACCGGCCAAGCCCACCCGAUGUCGUCUCCCUCCCUGAAUCGAAUUCCGCCAUUGGGUCCUGCUGCCCUUGCUCAGCAGCAUCCUGAGAUGAUGUCGCCAUCAAGAAAUGGAGGAGAUGGCGGGCGGACAUAG
This is a messenger RNA of Penicillium oxalicum, 2571 nucleotides long. RefSeq names its product putative PHD finger domain protein. Lineage: Eukaryota; Fungi; Ascomycota; Eurotiomycetes; Eurotiales; Aspergillaceae. Gene Ontology annotation, cellular component: RSF complex. Gene Ontology annotation, biological process: regulation of DNA-templated transcription. The record is from RefSeq and is a predicted model, not a curated record. The coding region runs from base 1 to 2571 and encodes 856 amino acids. The transcript is spliced from 5 exons.